CUCACAAAUUUUUUGACAAAUGAGACAAAAACAAAAACACAAGUAUCUUAAAUGAUAAACUAGAAAAAUGUGGUUUUUUACUUUAAUAUGUUAUAUAGCAAUAUUAGUACAAGUAAUAUUUAUUACAGUUUCAAUAGCUGCUGGUUUAUAUUAUUUGGCUGAACUAGUAGAAGAAUACACUUCUUAUGCUAAAAAGAUUAUUUGGUGGAUGAACACUAUUAUAACAGUUUUAUAUAUACUCUUAUGGAUAUUCGAAGACUUACCCACAUCAAUGACUGUAUGUGGCAUUCUAGCACAACUGUGCCAUUUUGUGAUACUAUCCAACUUUCCUUUUGUAGCAUUUACGUCUCCUUUCUUUAUAAUUAGUGUGAUAUUUGUUGUUAUUAAUCAUUAUUUAGCAUUUAGGUAUUUUUCAUCUACCUAUCAUCCAUUCUCAGAAGUAAUUGCUUAUUUUACACUCUAUUUGUGGCUGGUGCCGUUUGCUUUAUUUGUAUCAUUAUCAGCUAAUGAUAAUGUGUUACCUACAUUAGCAGAGCGACAAGAUAUCGAUGUUGUGUCUAAUUAUUUAUCAAAAAGGAACAAGAAAUAUGGACUACUAACUCUGUUUACCUAUGCAAAAGAGUCUUUACUACCAAUCAGAACAAAGAAGGGUUUUUGAGUUUUUUUAUCUGACCAUUUUUUAUAUUGGUUAAAUGAGUAUUUUGUACAUAUAUAAGUUCUAAUUUAUUAAUUACUAACUGAACUGAAUAAAAUUAUUAUGUUACA
Molecule: messenger RNA, 765 nt
Organism: Sitophilus oryzae (rice weevil)
Lineage: Eukaryota; Metazoa; Arthropoda; Insecta; Coleoptera; Curculionidae
Product: protein TEX261
Exons: 5
Coding region: 68-658 (196 amino acids)
Biological process (GO): endoplasmic reticulum to Golgi vesicle-mediated transport
Cellular component (GO): endoplasmic reticulum membrane; COPII-coated ER to Golgi transport vesicle; Golgi membrane
Molecular function (GO): COPII receptor activity
Source: RefSeq, a predicted model, not a curated record